AUGGCAGACUGGCUAGAGUUUUUCAAUUUCGUUGGUGUUCAUGCAUAUAUUCGUUUUGGGAUGUGGGAGACACUCAAGCAACUACCCAUCCUAGAAAACAAAGAAAUCUACAGCGGCACCACUGCAAUGCUCUACUACGGCCGGGCUGUAGCGUUCGCAGCCACUGGCGAUGUGGACUCGGCAGCAAAGGAACGAAUUCUGUUCUUGGAGGCAUCGAAACUGGUACCCGAGUCCCGCAUGAUCUUCCUAAAUAAGGUCAAGGACGUCCUGGUUGUGGCAGCAGCCAUGCUGGACGGCGAGCUAGAAUACCGCCGUGGCAACUACGACCUCGCAUUCGACCAUCUAAGGGUUGCGAUCGAGCGGGACGAUGCACUCGUGUACGCCGAGCCCUGGGCCUGGAUGCUUCCUACCAGACACGCAUACGCCGCUCUCCUUCUGGAACAGGGCCGCGUGGAGGAUGCGAUGCAGGCUUACGCGGAGGACCUCGGGCUGGACGACGAGCUUGUGCGUGUCCGCCAGCACCCUAACAACGUCUGGGCGCUUCAUGGGUACCAUGAGCGUUUGGUGCGUUUAGGGCGCCGUGCUGAGGCUGCUCUCGUGGAGAAGCAGCUGCGCAUUGCGAAGGCGGGGGCUGAUGUCGUUGUUGACAGAUCUUGCUUCUGCCGGUUGGAGGUUGCUGCGAAUUCGAAAGACGAUGCCGGUUCUUAG
Molecule: messenger RNA, 708 nt
Organism: Diaporthe citri
Lineage: Eukaryota; Fungi; Ascomycota; Sordariomycetes; Diaporthales; Diaporthaceae
Exons: 2
Coding region: 1-708 (235 amino acids)
Cellular component (GO): intracellular anatomical structure
Molecular function (GO): protein binding
Source: RefSeq, a predicted model, not a curated record